This is a messenger RNA of Achroia grisella, 3796 nucleotides long. RefSeq lists its product as uncharacterized. The record is from RefSeq and is a predicted model, not a curated record. The coding region runs from base 273 to 2216 and encodes 647 amino acids. Lineage: Eukaryota; Metazoa; Arthropoda; Insecta; Lepidoptera; Pyralidae. The transcript is spliced from 9 exons. Gene Ontology annotation, biological process: transmembrane transport; monocarboxylic acid transport. Gene Ontology annotation, molecular function: monocarboxylic acid transmembrane transporter activity.
GUGGCGAAGGCACGCCUCAACAUAAUGCGGGAAUAAAUGACAUCGAUUAUUGCUCUGUUAAAUCGAGAAUUAAAUCACGAACGUUCAGACAUAUUUAAAUAUUAAUUCGUUUGUUUGUUGUUUUUUUUAAUAAAAAAAAGUGUUACGGUUGCGUUCGGUUUAUGCCCAUCCGUUGGAAUUUCGAAUUGGUCAAGGUCUGUUUCGUGUUUUGGGUUGUUGGUGCAGAAUUGUGAAUAAUACGACUAGACUGAGUGCAUAACGGGUAUUCUAAAAUGGUUGUACGAGUGGCAACGGACGAGAGACCGCUAGAGACGCCAUCGUCCGAUGAGAGCGGUCUAGGCCGAAGUGAUUCACCUAGCGAUGACGCUGAACCCGAAGCAGCACUAGUGGUACCUCCGGAUGGUGGUUGGGGAUGGGCCGUGGUUGCUGCUUCAUUCAUGUGCAACGUGUUAGUAGAUGGCAUCAUUUUCUCUGGUGGAAUGCUCCAAAACUCGAUACAAGAAGAAUUUCACAUCAGCGAAUCACAGGUGGCGCUCGUGAACUCCUUAUUGGCAGGAUUCUAUCUGCUAGCAGGGCCCUUCGUAUCGGCUUUAGCUAACAAGUAUGGAUUCCGCGUGGUGACAAUUGUGGGCAGUUUGAUAUCGAGUUCUGCGUUUGCACUAGUAUAUUAUGCAAAUAGCAUAGAAUACUUGUACUUCGUCUAUGGAAUCGUUGGAGGAAUUGGCUUAUGCAUGAUUUACAUGCCCGCCGUUUUGACUGUUGGAUUUUACUUCGAGAAAUGGAGAGCAUUGGCCACAGGACUGGCGCUGUGUGGCUCUGGAGUGGGAACUUUUAUUAUGGCACCUCUCACAGCAUCUCUUAAUAGUAGUCUCGGUUGGAAGAUGACGAUAGUUAUCCAUGCAGGUCUGUUGCUGUUCUGCAUAAUCUUCGGCGCCAUAUUCAGACCAAUCAAGCCACUACGUGUCACCCUUGCUGAUCAACAAGACGAAGAAGAUGUUGCACGCCGUCAUGAAGAAGCUGUUGAAAAACUGAAUUCUAUGCUCAAACUCCAUGGCAAACUUGAUUCUGGAAUUUCAAUGCCACCUGAAAUGAGAUUCACUAAUAAAAUAAAUCCUCAUACAUGGAUGGGUGUGGCAAAUAAUACUCGUUAUCCAACUGCAGAAGAAAUAUUCCGUGGCAGCAAUUCACACCUAAGCCAUUCCAGGCGAUCGUCAGCAAAUGCAAGCGCUAUUAAAAACAACAUUGCAAAUAAACCGAUGUUCAUAGACGUGUCAGUUGCUGAGAAAGACGAACAAGAAGAUUCUAAUAGUAAUAUCGAUAACACAGCACCCCUCAUUGGCUCAACUAUUAAAGUUAAACCCCUACCAGUACCAAAUCCCCGCCGUUCUCACGCCGACUUAGUAGCUAGACCUUUAUACCGUGAUGACAUUUUCUUCGGCGCUAGUCUAACAAGACUACCUCAAUAUACAUCACGGACAUCUCUUGGAUAUCAUUUAGCUGUAACUCAUGUUCCAACGAAAGAGGAUACGCGAGAGGAAACUUCAAGCAAAUGCAAAGUCUGCCCUGAAGCUAUUAAACGCGCUUUAGCGACGAUGUUGGAUGUUAGUCUGUUCCGUUCGCCUACAUUUGUGAUACUCGCUUUAAGCGGAUUCUUCACUAUGUUGGGAUUCUUUGUACCUUAUGUCUAUGCAAAAAAGAGAGCGCAGGACAAUAACGCAAGUGAGUUGGCUUGUACCUGGUUGGUGUCUACGAUUGGCGUGGCAAAUAUCGUUGGCCGUGUGUUAUGCGGUCUAGUAUCCUCGAUGCCAAAAGUGUCUCCACUUUGGCUCAAUAAUAUUGCUCUUUCCGCUGGCGGAAUAGCGACUAUAAUAAGCGGACUUUGCUAUCACGACGUCUAUCAAUUUGGUUACUGCAUCGUUUUUGGACUUGCCGUCGCUUGCUUCGCAUCCCUCCGUUCAAUACUGGUCGUAGAAUACAUUGGACUUGAACAAUUAACGAACUGCUUUGGCCUGUUUCUUCUUUUCCAAGGUUUCGGAGCUCUUUUAGGCGCACCUAUUGCCGGUUUUAUAAUGGACCAAACGGACAAGAAUUACCACGUCACAUUUGCUGUGUCUGGCGCUUUCCUGCUCUUCUCUGCUGUGAUGUGCUACCCAAUCGACAGGAUCAGUAGGUGGGAGAAGACAAGAAACAAACUCGGUGCAUCGCACAAGGUCUGAUUGUUCACGACAGAACAUAGGAUCGUAGUAAAACAGUGUCUACUGUUUUCUUGUUUAAGAACAGGUGCCAAAAUAAUCCCAAUCAAAUAGGUGUAAUCAAUCCAUAAGUAGUACUAGGGACAGUACUAGGUCACUGGCUGGGAUUCGAAGUCAUAUUGAUUGUAUGUCUACAUUAAGAAUUGAGAAUAAUGUAACAGUAACUAUAUAUACUGUUUAAACUUUGAAUGCCAGCCAUUGAAUUCCACGGUAGUUAGAUAAACAUAAUAAGUACCUUUUUUGUAAUUGUUUACCCGUAUUGUGUGGUAUUAAAUAUAUUCGAAUAACAUGUUAAUCUAUAAGAUCUGAUUAUUAGGUAGAAAGAGUGGCCUGAUGCCAAAAGUGGAUGAAUUUUUAUUGCUAUAUCUGCUGGCGGAAUUGCAACUAUAUUUAUCUGACUAGCUAAAUACUGCAUCGUUUUUAAACUUUCAGUUGAAUACACUUUGUAUAAGUGGUAUAUAUAGUAUUUAUAUCGGAAUAGCUUAAAUUUCAUACAAGUGGCCAUGUCGUAAAUUACGGUAUAUAUUGACUAAAGUUACCACUUUCAACAACCAAUGGAAUCAAGAGCAAGCUGAUUAGAUUGCUCUCUAUUUCUAGUACUUAGUGUACAAAAUCAUAUUAAUUAAAAUAAGAUCUGAUUAGCUAAAAUGAGCUGUAACACCCUGUAAGCUAAUAAACUAUUCUAAAUUCCGAAAUAGCGAAACAUUCCCAUCAGUUUAUCUUUGGCAAAACUGCAGAUGGUAGUUUGCUUCGUGGCUCAGUUAAGUCGUUAGAAUUGCAUUUAAAAUAGGUUUAGUCGUUAAAAGUACAAAGACUCGAAAAUAAAUUAUAUUAGUGUUGCAGUUUUGUCGAAGUUAGGACCCGACAUGUAAGAUGAUCUGAAACCAAAAUGUACUUUAAUUUAGAUUUUUAUUUUACUGAGUUUAAGAUGCCUAACUUUCAAAGCAUUGCAUAAUGAGUCUGACCAAUAUAACCAUAACAGAAAAGACAUUCUUUUCCAUAUUUUUCAUUUUACGUUUAUUGUCAAUUUUAUUUAGGUAUCUACAAUUUAUAAUCCAUAUACUAUUAUUUAUUGGAUAUUUCAAUAUAUUAUACAUAUGUACAUAGGUAUAUAGAUAUGUAAUGGAAAUCAAGGGUCAGACUUAUUUAAGACUUAAUAUAUUUAAUUAUUUAGUACAUAAUGUAGGAUAGUAAGGUAAUGCAUUGGUAUGCAAGAAUACGUUUGUAAAAUUGUUUGUGCCUUAAUGUAUAAAGUGAUACUUAUAUAAAAUUAUAUAUUACUUAUAUAAUUUAAAAUUGUUAAUAUUGUAAUUUUAUAAACAUUAAAUAACGUAAUCCAUAAGCAAUCCUAAGUCUCCAAUGACUUAGUAGUUAUAAUUGCCGCUGUGUGAGUUAGAUACAUACAAUUAGAAAUAAGUGUAAAAUGUGGCUGUGGUCUUUUAGGCUAAAAACAUUUGUAAUAAGAAAUCAUAGUCAUUGAUUUUUAUAAUAAAUAUUCCAUUAAGUAUUUCUAUAUCAACGUCACAAAUACAAUAAAUUUGUAG